This is a messenger RNA of Sphaerodactylus townsendi, 7910 nucleotides long. RefSeq names its product pleckstrin homology domain containing A7 (gene PLEKHA7). Gene Ontology annotation, biological process: cell-cell adhesion mediated by cadherin; pore complex assembly; zonula adherens maintenance. The record is from RefSeq and is a predicted model, not a curated record. The transcript has 28 exons. Gene Ontology annotation, cellular component: pore complex; zonula adherens. Gene Ontology annotation, molecular function: protein binding. Bases 224 to 4150 code for a protein of 1308 amino acids. NCBI's taxonomy places the organism in Eukaryota, Metazoa, Chordata, Lepidosauria, Squamata, Sphaerodactylidae.
UUUGUAAUUUUGUCAUAUUUGUGGAGGGUGUUGGUUGUGGAAAUCUUUGCUGUUGAGGAAGAAGCAAUCAGAUAUGCGGUCAGAAUGUUAAGACCUGCUCAUAGUGUUCUUGGUUUUUUCCUUUGGCUCCUGAAUGAUGCCGUACUGAUGCGUGGCUGGAGGUAUUUUUAAUAUUCCAGCUUUAACAUAUGGAAUGUGAAAGAGAUGUACGUAGUUCCAGUACAUGAAAACAAUGAGGAAUAAGGCUGAAUAUUCAAACUCUGUUUCUCAGCCGGAACAUCCAUUCUUCCAGGUGACAUGCAGCCAUAACCAACAGACUACAACAUUUAAGCAUCCUGUGACUGGCCAGUUUUCUGCUGAAAACAUUGAAUUUAUUUUACAAGAGGAGCAUAAUUUGAAAAUGUCCAAGCAUCAGAUAAACCAAAGACCCUCAAGCAUGGCCAGUGAAACAUCCACUGCAGUAACUGCAUCCACAGUAGAUACAAAGCCCAACUAUAAGGUGGUAAAAUCUGGCAAUAAAAUUCAUAGUUUUGGGAAAAGGGAUCAUGCUAUAAGGAGGAACCCUAAUGUCCCUGUUGUGGUGAGAGGCUGGCUUCAUAAGCAGGAUAGCUCUGGAAUGAGGCUAUGGAAAAGACGAUGGUUUGUGCUUGCUGAUUAUUGCUUGUUUUACUACAAAGACAGCAGAGAAGAGUCUGUUCUUGGAAGUAUACCAUUGCCUAGCUAUGUAAUAUCAGCAGUUGGACCUGAAGAUCAUAUAAAUCGCAAGUACUCUUUUAAGGCUGUCCAUACGGGCAUGAGGGCAUAUAUCUAUAAUAAAAGUUCUGUUAUUGGCUCUCAGGCAGAACAUUCAGGGAUGCGCACAUACUACUUCAGUGCAGAUACACAGGAAGAUAUGAAUAGCUGGAUCCGAGUUAUGAAUCAAGCUGCCCUUAUGCAAACCUAUUCAUCACCAAAGAGAGAAACAGAAAAAAUAGAUCAGCAAGCUGUUCCUCAAGCCAAUCAUGUGGAUAUCUACAAAGAAUGUACAAAGUUAAACCCUGCUGAUGCACAAGGAAGUUACAGAAAAUCACUUGAAAGCUCUGUAUAUGAAAAGCGUGAAGAGAUGAGGAGAGUAAGAGAAAAUGACCGUUACACUGUCAGAAAGGACACUACAGAAUCCAAGAGGAAGAAGCCUAAACACCCACUGAUACCAGAGGGUGGCACUCUGAAUCCUGAAGUAACAGUUUCUCGGUCCCAAGUUGCUCCACUUGUUGAGAAGAAUGGAUUGCUUUCCAAUUCAUUAAAUACAACUACUGGACCAGUGGAACAGAAUGGUACUGGGUUGUAUAAACGAGGAUUUGUACCCAGGCCGACUCAAGAGAAACAGAAACAAAGGAAGCACAACAUGUCUCAUAUAGAACACUGGGUAAAAAUACAAAAAGGAGACACAAAAAGUCUUGCAUCUGAUCAGAUUCGCCAAGUUCCCAGUCAUUCUGUUUCUUUUCCUGAAAAUUAUCACACCUUGCCAAAGAAUACCAGGCAGCCUUCAGGAAACUCACCUCCCCCAAAUCGCAAUUUGCCAAGUGAUUACAAGUAUGCCCAAGACCGAGUUAGCCAUCUGAAGAUGUCUCAUGAUGAGAGAAGAGCUAAUAAAGAUGGUACUGUAUGGCAACUAUAUGAGUGGCAACAAAGGCAACAGUUUAAACAUGGCAGUCCAACUGCCCCUGUUUAUUUAGGUUCUCCAGACUUUACAGAUCAUGGUAAAGGAAGAAGUUCACUAGAUAUUCCACGUUCCGUUUCUGUUCCUCCAUCUCCUUCUGAUAUACCUCCACCAGGACCCCCUAAAACCUUUCUACUCAGGAGGCCACACACUCCUGCAGAAAGGGUUACUGUGAAACCAUCUGAUGAGAGACAAAUGAUUGACAUUCCUUUUGUAGGAUCACCAAGGAAGAUCCGAAAUCAUACUAUAAAAAAUUCAUCACACAUAGACAGACGAUCUAUGCCUACGAUGGGAUAUAUGACCCACACUGUAAGUGCUCCAAGUUUGCAUGGGAAAUCGCCUGAAGAGCUAACAUUGCUUCUCAUUCGAUUAAGGAGACAUCAGGCUAAGUUGGCUAGUAUACGAAAUUACACAAUCGCCCAAUUACUGCAGCACUUGCCAACUAAUUCCACCUAUCAGGCUGAUGAUACCUACAUCCAGCUGAAGAAAGACCUAGAAUAUCUAGAUCUAAAGAUAAAAAAUAAUGGACCUCUGAUCAACUUGGUUUACAAAGUGCUUAAGAGUUCAGCACAAGGGUUACUUUCCAGUAUAAAUGUAACUGGACGUGAUAUAAUAAAAGAAAGAAAUACAAAACCUAUCAAGAUUGCAGAAAGUGAUAUUGAUGUGAAGUUAAGUGUUCUCUGUGAGCAAGACAGGAUGCUACAAGACUUAGAAGACAAAAUAAGAGCUCUUAAGGAAAAUAAAGAUCAGUUAGAAUCCGUCUUAGAAGUGUUACACAGGCAGAUGGAACAGUACAAAGAACAACCACAACACACAGAGAAAAUUUCAUACCAGCAAAGACUUUUGCAGGAGGAUCUUAUACAUAUUCGGGCUGAAAUAUCCAAAGUCUCUACAGAAAUGGAAAAUGCAUGGAAUGAAUAUCUGAAACUAGAAAAAGAUGUAAACCAGCUGAAGCAAGCCUUACAGGAACAGAUGAACAGAUCAUUUUUCUCUCAGGAGAGAACACAAAUCCAGAAAGAUUUAUGGAGAAUUGAAGAUGUUACAGCUGGCCUAAGUGCAAAUAAAUCCAACUAUAAAAUUAUCAUAGAGUCGAUAAAAAAUCCAGAGAGAAAAACAGUGCCUUCAUUUUCUAAGCCUUCAGUGCCUUCACUAGCACCUACACUCACAUCAGCAAACAAUAAUCUUUCAACUCAGCGAAGUCCACCAUCUAGUCCUGUCAAAUCCUCUCUGGAAGUUAGACUCUUUCCGCAGCCUUACUCACAGCCUAGAAUGUUUUCUCCAUCUCAGCAACUGAAAAAAGUUGAGCCUUCAGUCCAGUCAUCUGUAAAAUUGAAGCCAAAGGUUGAGGAUGAAGCACCACCACGGCCGCCUCUCCCACAGCUGUAUAGUCCUGAUGACCCCCCUCCAGCCAUCCCCCCUCUUCCCAGGGAAGCCACUGUAAUCAGGCACACAUCAGUGCGGGGACUGAAACGUCAGUCAGAUGAAAGGAAGCGAGACCGAGAACUGGGACAGUAUGUGAAUGGAGAUUAUAGAGUAGAACUCCGCUCAUAUGUCAGUGAACCUGAAUUGGCGACAAUAGGCAAUGAUCUGAGCCAGCCUUCCACUGGUUUUCUAGGUACUGAAUGUAGAUACCAAACAUUGCCUAUCAGGGGAUUAUCUGGCUCAACUUCCAGACUGCAUCAGUCAACAACUUCAUCUUAUGCAACACUUCGAAGAGAUGGUUCCAAGGAAAGACCAAAGAGUGCCUUGGAACGUUUAUACUCUGGUGACCACCAAAGAGGCAAAAUGAGUGCUGAGGAACAACUAGAAAGAAUGAAGCGACACCAGAAGGCAUUAGUUCGUGAACGCAAAAGAACUCUUAGUCAAGGAGAAAGACAGUCUGUCUCACCACGACCAUUCAUCCGGCCUGUUUCUGCAGACAUAGGCUCAUGGAAGCGGGAGCAAGAAUUUGACUUGCAACUACUGGAAAGGGCAGUACACCCAGAAGAAAAAGAGGAAAAUAACUGGUUAAAAGUUGAUCCCGUAUCAGUGACAGAAGAUGACCUAGAACCUCAACAUUACAGCUUAGAUAUUAGCAAAGAGUUAUCAAAACCUGAAAAGGUUGCAAUUCCAGAGCGUUAUAUUGAGCUAGAGCCUGAAGAACCUCUCACUCCUGAAGAAUUAGCAGCAAGGCACCGUAAGGCAGAGAAAAUAAAGAAUAUUCUUACUAAAUCAAGCAUGCACAACCUACAGCUUCCAGUUUCAGAGGACAAACAAAGUUCAACUAAUUUAGAUUCACAGUUGCAAGAACAAGAACGUAUCAUUACCAUAUCAUAUGCUCUGGCUUCUGAAGCCUCUCAACGGAGCAAGGAGGUAGCAGCUCCACAAAUGACCUACCAAUCUAAUGCACCCUCACCUUCUGUACUUCAACCACUCCCCUUAAGCAAUGGAUUUCACUACACAUUUGUCUAAAACGCCUUAAAACAAAAGCAGUAACUGAUCGCUGAUGUACGGUAUAAACCUGCAAUGACCUGAAGGACGACAACAAGAAAGAUGACAGACUUCGCUUCAUUAGCUUCCUUUCAUGCUUAAUCUUUCCUUGAGCACACUGUACAAAUAACUGCAAUGAGGGAUUUUCUACACAUGCACAAAAGAGCAAUUUAGCAGAUCUUUGUUCUGUGUUUUUAACAUAAAUAGCACUUUUAAUAUACUGUAUCAACUGCUAACAUUGGCCACAACCCUCCAUAUAGCCACCCUCUUUCAAGUCCUGUUGAUUCCCAUAGGUCUUUACAGUAUAAUAUGCGAGGAUUGUAGCCGGUGUAUUUUUAGGAAGAGAAUAUAUAGUAGAUUCUUUUUUUAAAAAAAAACCUAAGGGCUGUAUUGAUUUUUUAAAAAGUAUAUUUAAGUUCAAACACACGUUGUAAAGGCAGUUUGUUGCUUUUGUUUUUAAAAGGCAAUCUUUAAGCAAAUAGUAGCAUUUAGGUGAGAAUAACUUAAGUCGUUUUCUAGUUUUUCAGAGCUGAUAAUGCCUUGUGACCACUGAUUAACAAUCAGAUGGAAUCUUACUAAAGUAUUUAAAAUGUUGAUGUUUCUGAAAUCUCAUGUAAACACCAAAAGGCAGAAAUAAAAUUUGCAAAGUGUCUAUUGCUAUUAAUUAGUAAAUUGGCCUAGCCCAGUCCAAUAACACAAUGCAGGUCCUUUUGAGAAAUGUAUUUUUAAAGCAAAGAUUUGGGCAAUGCAAUAUUUAGGAGACGAUUCAGUCCCAACGUAAGAAUGGUGCCCAUGUGCAGAAGACUCCCUCAUGGAUUAAUAGAGUUAUGUUUUUCCUUUUUCGCUUUCUUCAAGGCACUGGCAUGUCGUUUGCCGAAAACACAGCGGGCCAUUAGUGGCUCUGAGCUUCAGUAACUUGUGUUGGGCAAAGAAAUUGGCUGGAGGCACACAUAGAUUUCGCAUUCAUUCUAAUGGCCUGUUGUGCUACUUGUGUAACUUUAGGUGCCUAGGCUAGAUCAUCGCCUUCAAAUUGAGCAAUAAAACCAUUAAAAGAAUAUGGCAUUUUAUUAAUAAAUGUCUGUGCUUUUUUCCCUUGUGUUUUCAGCAACAAAAAGUAAAAACAAUAACAUGAGCAACAACUAUAAAGUUAGGAAUUUUUGUGUCAAUUCAUUUUGUGCCCACAAUCUGGCUGACACAAUGUACUUUCUUGAGCCUGUAGCAAAAGGCUGACCAUUAACAAGAUAAUAAAAAAAGAGCUAAAUGAAUUGCUGAUAUUUUUUUUACUUGAAAAACUGUAUGAAUGUGUUUGAACUGUGUAGGUUGCAAGUCUCCUAGUAUUAUGUUGUCAAUGGGUUAUGUUCAGCAAAAAGUAAAUUCUAAAUUCUUUGCAUUGUGAAAUUUAACUAACUUUUUGCAGCAUAUGACUGUAGUAUGCUGCUUUUAUACAUAAUAUUUAUAAUAAUUCACUAUAAAAUACAUUUGGACUUGUGGUAGAAUUUACAAUGUGAUAGCCUUAAAAUGUCUGCACAUUAGUGUCCACAAGAAAUGCCCCAUCCUUCCAAUGACAUCCCCAUGGUGCCCACAGCGGCAGCUAUGAAAAUCCAGUAUUGAUGGGAACUCAUGGCAGUUCCGAGCAACAGCAACCCAUGAUCUAGGGAUCCUUCAAUAAAAGGGAUUGAUGGUUGUGGAUUAUCUCUGCUUUUGUCACUACACAGCAGUCCUUUCUGACUCUGGAGAAGUUGAUGCCCAGGCCCAUAGGACUAAUAAUAAUUCUACAGGACUGGGGGAGGUGUUAAGGAGAAACUCAUUCCAACCCACUAAACGAUAUGACUGUUAGUCCACCUGGGUCCACAACCUUGCAAAUAAACUUCUCCAGGAGUGAAGGAGAAAGUGGGGAAUACCUGUGAUCCUUGCACUGGACCCAACUCAAUAUGCUAGUCAAGGUUCCCAAGCACUGAAUAUUAGCUAUGUAUAAGUAGCUUUCCUGUGGAAAAGGUAACAUGUAGAUUGGCUGUUAGCUUUGAAAUGCAAAAAUCCCCAACUACAGGAUCAUCCCAAUGUUUUUCGUUUGUAAUAUCUGCGUACAGUGGGAAAUUGAGAACUUCGCCUUCUUACAGAUGAGAAUUGGGAAAGCCCUAUAUUCAUGAAGUUCCUUAUGUCCCUUACUUAUGAGUUCUUGGUGUAUAAGAGGAGUGCAGUGUAAGGAUAAAAAUUAGCUCAGGAUGUUGAUGGCAUAUUGGCUUCCCAAAGUAAGAGACAUAGAAUAAAAAGAUACCGGUCAUACUGAACAAUUUGCAUUUUUGUAUUCCUGCUUUUGAAUUUGUCUUUCUUUGUCCUGCAUGGCAAGCCACUGUUGGCUUUUGUUGUACUGCUUUGUGAGGCAUACUAUCAUUCUAUAUUUUAAAAACCCCACUGGAAGCAUUAAGCCAUUCAAUAUGUAUAAAUAAGCCCUUGGGAUGGUGGCCCAUAUAUUGGACAUUUAGUUGUUGAAAAUGAAGGGUUUUGAUUUAGUGAUUAGUCUGUAGAAAAUGCUGGCCACUAUGAAUAAUUGCCACAUUCUCCUCCCCCAGCAGUCCCUUCCAACCCCAAGAAGUUGAUUCCUGGGGUCACAGAACUAAUAACUAAUAACCAGGAACUGCCUGCAAUGGGGAAGGGAAGGAGCAAAAUUGCCUGUCUUCCUCUCGUCCAUAGAGUUGAGCUUGUAAGAGAAAGAAUCAUCUCACCUCUUUCAGUGCAGGCUGUAACCCACAUGGUUACUAGUCCAUCCAGGUCCACAAUCUCCAUGAUCAACUUUCCUGGGAUGGGAAGGGACUGCUGGGAGAGCACAACAUGAUAGAUACCAGUCCUGCAUAUGCAGUGGAUCCAACUCAAGGCUCAAGUUUCAUGCAAUUCUGCUUCAAACUCGAAUGGGAUGAUCACAUACAAAGAAUUCAGUUACCCUGGAGGAUUUGGAGUGGUUUGUUAUAUCUUAGAUACUGAAAUUAAAAAGAGAAGCCUAAGUUAAAGAAGCACAAUUUCACUUUGCAGUUUUGUACAUGCCAACUUGUGUACUUGUACCAUAUUUCACAAACUGCAGCAUUUGUAAUUUUUUCUCUCUAUGGAAAGAUAUAAGAGCAAAUGGUGUCUUUAGUGGCUGCAACUUUUUUCUCAGUCUCACAUUUGUUACCUUUUUAAUGGAUAACAAAUGAACUCUAACACAGUCCUGAUUUCCCAUUUUCUGAUUUCUAAUACAGUCCUAUUUGUUUAGGCUUAUUUUGGCAUAGCUGCUUAAAGAAGUUUUACUCUCUGAGUAAAGAAGUUUUACUCACUCACUCACUCACUCACACGCGCGCACACACGUGAACUCAUAUAUUUCCAUUUCUACCACUAAUUGUGUAAUCCUAUGCAGGAUUACUUUAAUUUAAGGUCAUGAGUUUAAAAUUCUGCAAUUCUGCACAGAAUUGCACUAUCAGGUUAUGAAAAAGAAAUUGCAAGGGAUUAAAAUUAUUAAAUAAAAGUUCUUACUCUAUUUUGAUUAUACUUGGAAGCUAUUCUUGAAAAAUAUAUUUAGAAAAUACUGUUAUUUUUUAAACUCAACUCUUUCAGGGUCAAGUCUGUAAUAUUUUGCCAAAAUCAAAUGAUUUUAUUUUUUGCCUUUAUAAAAACUUUUAAAUAAAUAUUUUGACAGGAAACACUAAUUUAAAUAAAAUGUGACAGUUUGGAAAAAUAUACCUGUGCAUAUUAAACUAUUAACAUAACACUU